Molecule: messenger RNA, 432 nt
Organism: Episyrphus balteatus (marmalade hoverfly)
Lineage: Eukaryota; Metazoa; Arthropoda; Insecta; Diptera; Syrphidae
Product: protein roadkill-like
Exons: 1
Coding region: 1-432 (143 amino acids)
Biological process (GO): proteasome-mediated ubiquitin-dependent protein catabolic process; regulation of proteolysis
Cellular component (GO): cytoplasm; nucleus
Molecular function (GO): ubiquitin protein ligase binding
Source: RefSeq, a predicted model, not a curated record
AUGGAAGAGCAACAAUCUAAUCGAGUUGUCAUAACCGAUGUUGAUCAUGAAGUUCUUCAAGAGAUGCUUCAGUUCAUUUAUACAGGUGAAUCGCCGAAUUUAGCAAAAAUGGCAAAUCAUCUUUUUGCUGCUGCUGAUAAAUAUGCUUUGGAAUCGUUGAAAGCCUUAUCCGAAGAAGCAUUGUUUUAUGCAUUGUCAAUUGAGACAGUAGCUGAGACUUUAGCUUUAGCUGUUAUGCACAGUGCAGAAAAGCUAAAAGAGAAAACUAUCGAAUUUUUCAAAAAUCAUUCCAAGGACAUUGUUAAAACUAAUGAAUGGAAAAAUUUGGCAAAAACUAAUCCAAUUGUAUUAGCUGAAGCGUUUGAAGCAUUACUUACACAAAAUGACAAUGAUCAAAUAAUGCACGAUGAAAAAAUAGAAAUUACAAAAUAA